AUUUUCAUACCAUUGGUCCAGAACUGUUGUGCUCUCCAAACCCUAUGUUCCAUUCAUCCUCUCCAAUAAAUGAAGUCAUGGAGCAACGAGAAAAAGGAAUAUGAACCAGAUUGUUCAGUCAGAGAAAAUGAAGUAUGGCAUGGCAGAAACGGAGGCUUUUCUAAGGCUUUCUGCAGUUUUAAUACUAGUCCUUACUGCAUGUUUAGUAGGAUUUGAUUCCCAAACCAAAUAUGUAGUUUUCUUCUAUCGAAAAGCCACCUUCAGAGAUUUGAAUGCACUCUUGCUUUUGGUUUAUGUAGUUUCGGUGGCUGCGGGUUAUAAUUUGCUUCAAGUUGGAAAAUCUUCUCUGUCAGCUUGCUUCAAACCAAAUUUGAAAGUGCGGACUAAUAUAUACCUAGCUUGGAUUUGUUUCUUGUUGGAUCAGAUGGCAGUGUACGUCACAUUUGGUGCAAACUCAGCUACGUUCCAGGCUUCACUUUUAGCAGUAACAGGGCAAGAAGAUUUUCAAUGGAUCAAGUUGUGCAGCAAAUAUACAAGAUUUUGCUUUCAAAUUGGUGGGGCUUUGACAUGUGGAUAUGCAGCAUGUAUCGUAAUGGCUUUCGUAUCCUCCAUCAGCGCUUUCAACCUCUUUAGGCUUUACACACCAAAACAAUUUCUUCAGUUAAAGACUGCAGGAUGACCAACGAUCUCAGAAAAAAAAAACUAAAAAUUUACCACGUAUGUUCAUUUAUAAAUAAAAUAUAAUGUAACCAAAUAAGCGCUUGGUCACUAAAAUGCUAUAGGUAAUUACUAGCAGUUAAGACCGCGAUGCCACGGAUUUUAAAAGUAUGUUAAACAUGUGUUAUAGAUAUGUUUGAUCAGUAAAUGUCCCAUUAGAUUAUGUAUUUCAAGUAUCCAAUGCAAUGCAUUAGGACCUCUUGAAACUGCAUAUAAAUAAAAACGCAUGUCGUUUGCUUGGUUAUGAAUUGCAAUAAGAUGCAAAAAUUGC
Messenger RNA from Pyrus x bretschneideri (Chinese white pear), 988 nucleotides. Its product is annotated as CASP-like protein 2C1. The record is from RefSeq and is a predicted model, not a curated record. The transcript is spliced from 3 exons. Lineage: Eukaryota; Viridiplantae; Streptophyta; Magnoliopsida; Rosales; Rosaceae. Bases 101 to 679 code for a protein of 192 amino acids.